UUAUGGUAAAUUUAGUCUGCAUGUGACCCUUUGCUGGGGAAAGAUGAUGAGAAUUCCCUUGUCUUAUAGACAAUUAUAGCACUCGUUGGAGUCCGCUUGGGCCACCAUAACAAAAUACCGUGGACUGGUGGCCUAAACACUAGACAUUUACUUGUUCACCGUUCUGGAGGCUGGAAGUCCAAGGUCAGGCUGCCAGCAUGACUGGGUUCCGUGAGAGCUGUCUUCCCCACUUACAGGCGGCCGCCUCCUCACUGUGUCCCCAGAGGGCCCAGAAGAAGCUGGAGAGCGCCCCCUGGUGUCUCUUCUUAAAAGGGCAAGGGUUCCCUCAAAUCAGAGCCCCGCCCACAUGACCUCGUCUGAUCCUGCCUCCCAGGACCCCACUUCUGAACACCAUCACACUGGGGGCUAGAGCCUCAAGAUGGGGAUCUUCGGGAGACUCAGACAUUCAGUCCAAAACAGCCCUGGGUGAUCUCACACGCGGUGUUGUGAAACAGGCUUGCAUCAGAGACUUUCAGGCUAGCAGGAAAUAAGUCACAGAGUGGUGACAUUUUGAGCGGGAGCUUCUGUUUCUGCAGGUACAUUAGCUACACAGAGGCAGCGCUUGGGGUUAGAAAUGAGUAAGAGGAAAGGUUGAUUCGAUCAAGGAAGCAGGAAACAUUCUACAGGCUCUCUCUUUUAUUCCCAGUUUCCUAGAAAUGCCUUUCAAAAUAUAACAUGAGUCUGUAACAAGCAGGCGUUCGCUCAGUCGACUAGAAAUUGAGGGAACCCUGAAAGAUAAAAGAUGAGCGGAAGCCCGAAGGACACUUGGGAAAGAUUUGCUCUGGGAUGGCAGAGCCACGUCAGGGGCUCGGCUCCCUCGGGCAGCAGAUGUGGGAUCGGGGAGGGGGCCUCCAGAUGGUUCACCCUUGGCUGAGCUUGCGCCGAGCAGUGGUGUGUGCCCCCAGGUGGGAGACGCAGGUGUCUCUUCUCCACUGGCCUCACUGAGGAAGAGGAGGAGAAACACCCGCUCCCAGAGACCAGCUUCUGAGCCCCCCAACUGGCCGCAUCAUCUGCUCCAGAAACAAACGGCGUUCGGUUGGGCUACCAGAAAUCCUGAAAUACAAAGGUCAUCACCCAACCGGGAAUCACCAAAUGUAUGAGCUGCUUGACUCCGUGAAAGAGAUGUGAAACACCACAAACAGAACUAACACAGGAGGAAACAUUAAAGGGAAUUCAGUUUCUAAUAGAAAAUGACCUGCUGCAGAACUCCCCAGAAGACGUAGCCCAGUUCCUGUAUAAAGGAGAAGGCCUAAAUAAGACCGUAAUUGGGGACUAUCUAGGUGAAAGGGACGACUUUAAUAUUAAAGUUCUUCAAGCGUUUGUCGAACUCCAUGAGUUUGCUGAUCUGAACCUCGUUCAAGCCUUAAGGCAGUUCUUGUGGAGCUUUCGACUUCCGGGGGAGGCGCAGAAGAUCGACCGCAUGAUGGAGGCGUUCGCGUCCCGCUAUUGCUUGUGCAACCCCGGCGUCUUCCAGUCCACAGACACCUGCUACGUGCUGUCGUUCGCCAUCAUCAUGCUCAACACCAGCCUCCACAACCACAACGUGCGGGACAAGCCCACGGCCGAGCGCUUCGUCACCAUGAACCGUGGCAUCAAUGAGGGAGGGGACCUCCCAGAGGAGCUGCUGCGGAACUUGUACGAGAGCAUCAAGAACGAGCCGUUCAAGAUCCCCGAGGACGAUGGCAAUGACCUGACGCACACGUUCUUCAACCCCGACCGCGAGGGCUGGCUCCUGAAGCUGGGAGGGCGGGUGAAGACCUGGAAGCGGCGCUGGUUCAUCCUCACCGACAACUGCCUCUAUUACUUUGAGUACACGACAGACAAGGAGCCCAGGGGCAUCAUCCCCCUGGAAAACCUCAGCAUCAGGGAGGUGGAGGACCCACGGAAACCGAACUGCUUCGAGCUUUAUAACCCGAGCCAUAAGGGCCAGGUCAUCAAGGCCUGUAAAACCGAGGCGGACGGCCGGGUGGUGGAGGGCAACCACGUGGUGUACCGGAUCUCCGCCCCGAGCCCCGAGGAGAAGGAGGAGUGGAUGAAGUCCAUCAGAGCGAGCAUCAGCAGGGAUCCUUUCUAUGACAUGCUGGCCACGAGGAAGAGGAGGAUUGCCAAUAAGAAAUAGAGCUUUCCCGGCCUCGGCAGGUGGAAGUGGGAACCAAAACCCCGCAGCAGAAAGUGACUGGGAGCCUCCCCGACACCCUGGGCCCCGCCUCGCUCUCCCGCCGCCUCCCCGGAGGAGGCAGCGCUGCACCGCGCCGGCCGCGCGGCGGGAGCGCGCUCUGGGGUCGCCGGGGCCCCGCGCCGCCGCCGCCCUCCCGCCGGCCCCGAGGGAAGCUGGCGCCCGCCGUGCCGCACGUGCUCGCCCGGGGCUGCGCCCUCCGGUCCAGAAGCCGCUGUUUUCUAGCAGACGAGGAAGGAAAAGCGACCACUUUUUUACUCAAGAGUUUUUUUCUCAGAUAUACAGGAUUAUAGCUUUUAUAUGCCUUUUUAUAUUCUGAAAUUAUAACGGAAGAUACUUUGUAGCAGUAGUAUUUCUAGAACGGCAGCUAUAAAUCUCACUCCUGGUUGCACAGCAGACACCGGGCACUGAAGGAGGAGUCCGUCUGCACGACGCGCGCAGCCCGCCGGGGCCGGGCCGGGCCGGGCCGGGCCGGGUGUGCGGGCUGCUCUUCCGCUCGGAUCGCCUUCGAGAGGGGCGGGUCGUUACAGGGGAUGGUUCUGGGCGUUUCUCUGGUCACUGCGGCCCGGCGCCGGCUCGGUCUGUGUGCUGAGCCCCAGGAAACGGCAGCUGCUGGCCUGUGUGGCCCCGCCCCCCGCAGUUCCACGUGGUUCACCGGAACCGUGGUUCCGACCAGCUCCCGACCAGUCUGCGCCGCUUAAAACCUGUCGGCAAGACCGAUGCUUUUUACUGACCUGGUGACAAUCGGACCCGAUCUCUUGAGGUAACGUGUAGCCAAGUAGCCAGAACGACUCCCGUCCCGUGUUUUCAGAGACUGACCCUCUGGCCAGGAGCAGGGAGAGCGCACGCUGCGGGUCGGAGGCUGGGGGCGCUUAGGGUUUCCUGUAAAUAGUGCAAAACCCCCCACACAGCUGGCGGCGGAACUUGGGGAGCCCCCGGUCAGGCGGCCGUCGGGGUGCUGUUGACCUAGUAGUAGGUGCUCAGGCCGUCUGCCGGAGGGAGGAUGGGUCUCCGCGCAGGACGGGGCCGCCGCGCGGCGAGGCUGGGGUGCUGCGGCCCCGCCCCCGCCCCGGGCCCCGCCCCCGCCCCGCCGCGUGGGCCCCGCCCCGCCCCGCCCCGCCCCGCCCCGCCUCUGCGCCCCUCGGCGGCCCGCGCGGCCCGCGCAGGAUGGAAGUCCCGGACGGCGGACCUCGGGCCGUCGGCCCCCGUUGGGGACGUUCAGUGCGAGGGACUGUGCCUGUGAGCUGCCGUGGCGCGGGAACGGGCCGCUGGCCUGGCACCGCUGCCCUGGACGGAGCUUAGGCGCUAGAGGCCGAGCGUCCGAGCCCGGGGCCCUCUGACCUGCAUCAAACGGACUUCUUGGUUUCAUUCCCAAGCUCGUAGGCUUUGUUACUGUACCGAUACCUCAAAUUCGAAACUUGGGUUUUUGAGACAGGCCCGUCGGCGUUCUCGAAGUGCGCGGCUCCGGCCUCCAGUCCUCGUGAGCAGACGGCGCCGGCCACAGUGGCCGUAGCGCGCACGGGGAGCCCGUCCCCGGGUGUCGGCCCCAAGUGGGCCCCGGGGAGGCAGGCCUCUCUCGCUGGGCCUUGGCCGCGGUGGGGGCGGGAGAACGAGCUGGAGGGAAGCCCCGUGGGAGGGCUCCCUUGGGCGCCUGUGAAGGCGCGGCCCGUCGGGCUGAUGCCCCGCGAGCCUACCCGGCCGAGGCCGCGGUGCUCGGACGCGGGGCAGGUGGGCACCUGCCGUCCGCGUUAGGGGAGGUCCUCGAAUCCCGGGUUUUGUUGUGACAGUUUAACGCACCGACUUGCGAGUCCGCGAUGCCCGGCAGGGCAGGGGGGCUGUGUGGGCCCCCCGGCCGCCGGCCGAACCUCCAGGGGGCCGUGUUCCUCCUCCCCCCCCCCCCCCGCCACCCCCACGUCCGCGCGCAGUGCUGGAAUUUAGUCCCAACUCUGGCCAAAGACAAGCUCUCCUCCAGAGGCCAAGGGCAGGAGGCGGUGGAGGGCGUGCGCCGGGCGGACGGCCGCGGCCCCCCAGCCUCGGUUAACACUUGAGGUUGAACUGGAUGACCCUGGACCCAGGCAAGCAACAGUGUCUUCAGGACUACGGAGCAACCUUCAACAGUUUAAAGUGGUACCAAACCGAAUCAAAAUAGGAGCUAUUUAUAGAUGAAGCAGCAUUUAGUGCUUCAUAUAAA
Messenger RNA from Mirounga angustirostris (Northern elephant seal), 4406 nucleotides. RefSeq names its product cytohesin 3 (gene CYTH3). NCBI's taxonomy places the organism in Eukaryota, Metazoa, Chordata, Mammalia, Carnivora, Phocidae. Gene Ontology annotation, molecular function: guanyl-nucleotide exchange factor activity. The record is from RefSeq and is a predicted model, not a curated record. Bases 1460 to 2158 code for a protein of 232 amino acids. The transcript has 10 exons. Gene Ontology annotation, biological process: regulation of ARF protein signal transduction.